Messenger RNA from Sphaerodactylus townsendi, 4473 nucleotides. RefSeq names its product RNA pseudouridine synthase domain containing 1 (gene RPUSD1). Bases 90 to 998 code for a protein of 302 amino acids. The transcript is spliced from 6 exons. Gene Ontology annotation, biological process: pseudouridine synthesis. NCBI's taxonomy places the organism in Eukaryota, Metazoa, Chordata, Lepidosauria, Squamata, Sphaerodactylidae. The record is from RefSeq and is a predicted model, not a curated record. Gene Ontology annotation, molecular function: pseudouridine synthase activity; RNA binding.
GGCUGCCCGGGGUCGCGCUCCGCGGCGGGCACGCGCGCACCUUUCCAUGGCUCCGCCGAGCCCUCGCAAAAAGUGGAAGGUUUGCCGCUAUGGAGCCGGUCAGCCUCGACAACCUGUCCAUUCUGUACCAAAGUUCAGACUUCAUUGUAGUCAACAAACACUGGGAUGUCCGCAUCGACAGCAAGAUGUGGUAUGAAAAGCUCACCCUGCAGAGCCAGCUCAGGUACCGUUUCCCAGAACUCGCUGACCCGGACACCUACUACGGCUUCCGAUUCUGCCACCAGCUGGACUUCUCCACCAGCGGGGCCCUUUGUGUGGCACUCAACAAAGCCGCCGCCGGCAGCGCCUACAAGUGUUUCAAGGAACGUCUGGUGACCAAGGCCUACCUCGCCCUGGUGAGGGGUCAUGUUCAAGAGCUGAAGACGACAAUCCGCUACGCCAUCGGGAAGAAUACAACGGAGGGGCUCACCCACAUGAUGUGCAUCGAGGGGACAGAGGGUUGUGAAAACCCCAAACCGUGCCAGUCGGAGAUGAUUGUGCUGGAGUAUGGCCUGUACAGCGGAGACCCCGUGACCAAAGUGAUUCUGCAGCCCCUUACUGGCAGGACACACCAGCUGCGUGUCCACUGCAGCGCCAUCGGGCAUGCGAUCGUCGGCGACUUCACCUACAGCCUUAAGCAAGACGGGGGCCCUUACCGGAUGAUGCUGCACGCCUAUUAUUUGCGAAUCCCCACCGGCAAAGAGCUCAUCGAGGUGACCGCCCCGGACCCUUUCGUCCCCAGCCUGGACAGCAACUGGGUCCCUCAGCGGGUGACGCGUCAGCUGGACGAGGUGAUUGAAGAGCUGAAAGAAUCCAGCGUCCGUGCGGUGGAGGAAGAAAGGCAGGACGGCUUGCUGGAAAAGCCAGGCCCUGGGCUCCCGUGCCAGACCAGGCGCUUGGAAACGGAAGAGCAGCGGGCCGUGUGUGAGCAGUGGUUGGCGGAGUGGGCCUUGGAGUGAGACCCUGGGAGCCCCCUGCAUGUUUUCGCAAAGUCGCCCCUUUUCACCAGACCACACCCGGUGCCGACCCCCCGUCUUUGUUUGUAGCCCCAGCCUUCCUCAGAAUCGACCCUGGAAGAUGCUCCUAGGCCAGACUCGGGCUGCUGUGCCUGACGGGUUUUCAAACUCACCUUUCUCACACCGGCAUGCCCUAGUCACUGAGUGUGGAAGUUUACGCAGCGCAGUUGUGAUGUGACGUUGGUGCUGUGACUCACCUGAUGGUGGGUCAGGUCUAGUGUAGGUAGAACAAGCAACAAGGGUUGGAGAAGUCGGGUUCCUUGCUACCUGCCGGAGGGAAACCUCUGAUCAACUCUCUCCGUCUUUUCUUCCUGGGAUGAUGAGGGGUGUGAAGUUGGAUGGACCGUGCUCUCUUGGAGAGCAAAAGAGGGAACGAGUGGGUUGGACCAGAGAGCUGGGAGGAUCGUCCUUCUGUUUCUUCCACCGUUUCUCCCCAGGACAGCUAACCUCUGUCCUCACUCGGCCUUUCAGAAGCAUUUUAUUGCCAAUUCUAAAUCAAAGGGAGUUAAUUUAUAUUUUUAGGGAAGCUUGAAACAAAAAAGAGUAGAAAUUUUUUUAUCAGUCCGGCAAUCUCACCCACCGCAGACCUUUUUUAACAAUAGUAUUUUUCUAAGGCAUUGUGGUGGCAACUUGUUUCAUGAUGCGUUUGAAAAAGCAAACUGCUUUUUAUUUAUAAGAUUUUAGGAUGAACUUUUGGAAGUUAAAUGGACACGUACCAAACCGAGGUUUCGGGAUGUUCUGCCUGCCUUUUCCAACAUUAACUCCUGGAUUAAUUUCAGUGUUCUUUGGAUCCUGGUUGGUACUUUGAAGAACCCUGGCUGGUACCUGGUCACGAUGCACAGAACCUCUCCUUUGGGCAGAGAAACAGUGGCGCAGUGUUCUGGCUUCAAUUAAAUAAAAAACUAAAGGGUCUAGUCCUCGUGGUUAGAAGAGAGUAUUAAAUUGCACAGGGGCCAUGUUCCAAAGGUCAUGUGGAAUUUCCACAAGCCAUUCAGCCCUUCUCUUCUGGCUUUGCAUGGAUACUUUUUGCUCUUGCGUUAUUUUCUCCUGAAAUCUUAAUCUUUGCCAAAAAGAGUUGCAGCCCAAGUAUUCUGAAAGCUAAUGCUUGGAUCUUGCACAUAGAAUUUAUAAGAAUCACGUUUUCCCCCCCUGUGGCGUGAGCAAGCUUCUGCAGCCCUUUCAUCACCCAGAUUGUCUUGUGCUUUUAAAAUCGGGACGUUAGCCCAUUCUCAGCUUUGGCAGUCUUGACUUGGUGCAGAGGCGUGCUGUGGAGUAGCUCCGUUGCCGGUGAAAUCUGAAAGGGGCUGAUAUGGAAGACCAGAGCCACAGAAACUGGAGCAGUUUGGGUCGGGCACAGGGUUUGUUUUGAUGACCAGUUUUUUUUAAUUACUAUAUAGUCCUCAGACCUGUGGAGAUGUUCUCCAUGCGCUGCCUGCACUAAAUAUGGACCACUUUGCACAUUUUCCUGAGUAGAAUUGCCUCACUUGCAGAGACCUGGAUCCUGCCUCUCUGUUCAUUGAAGUGCUGUUCACCUGUACGCUGAGCCUUCCACCUGUGAAGUCCGCGGUCAAAGUUUGGAUAUUUCAACAUUAACCUCGCACUUUAGUGAGCAGGAAGAGGGCGCCAUCGGUAGCCCGGCCAAAGCAGAGUUGCCAGAAGCCUUGGUGGAAGCCAGCCCAAUUUACUCUCAGGAUGCGUAAACCGCGACUUGUUCCAGCGCUUUCUGGUUUUGCUGCUUCAACGCAACGCCUGGCUGUUGUGAAAACUGCCUUGGACCGUUUCCAUUUUCCAAAUGCGAUCGCAUCCAUUCCACUGGCUGGACUUUGUUUGUAAGAAGCAACAACUUUAAAUGCUGAAGUCAGACUGUGAGAAACUGGGAUUGCUCUGGAAAUAUAAGGUUGUUUCCCCACUUCUAAAAUGGAGGUCGAUACGUACCGGUUUGGUUUGCUGCGGGACUUUUUGAGCGCGGGUUCAUGGUCCCCACCACAGCUUCUGCCCCCUUGUCCAACUAAUGCGGCAGCCGCACAGCAACCAGGCAGGACUCCCCACAAUCGGCUCAGGGGGUGUCCUGAUUGGCUGCUGCGUUGUGCUGGGGCGGGAUUUUUUAAAAAAAUCUUCGAAAGGACAAAUCAACGUCUCCAUGCUUUGCCGAGGAAUCCACAUCUAUUUGAGCACACACAAUAUGCGUCUAUGCCCAUGUGUGCUCAAAACGACAUACAGACGUGGAUUUCUAGCGUUAAAAAUAAAAGAUAAACAGGCUGCGCGCGCAUUGCGCACACCCCACCGUGGCCUAAUUGGCCGGAUGGCUCUACGUCACCAGCAGUGGCGGGAAACUCAAACCCGGAGUCACCCCCCGGGCUUCCCCACUCCCCUGCACUUGGCUCGGGGUUUUCAAAAAGGUGCUCAACCAUCCAGGAGCAGAAAUGAAGGGGAAGGAGAGAGGCAGAAUUGGGGGCGCUGCGUUGUCGCCACUGAGGUAGUGGGGAAUGCAGCAAGCCCACGGAUUAUUUGCCGUGAGUAGCACGCAACGAAUGGUGAGUGGGGAAACGACCUAAGACGUGCUUUCCCUUGCUUAGUUUGUGGACAAAUCCCAUCUGCUUCUGCAGUAAAGGACUUUGUCUCCUCCUAGCUUCUCUGCUGACCUCCAUCGGUCCAACUAGUCAUGGUGGUUUUCUAAGAUUGGCAUCUUCACAGCCUGGCUGUAAAUUCUGAGUUCCUUGGGAAAUUAUUAGGGUUCUUUGCUGUAUUUCUCCAGCAAACCACCAUACAAGGGAUGGUUUUUUCCUGGUUAUCCCCAGCCUUUCCGAGAAUCCUUUGCAAUGCUUUAUUGUUCCAUGGUAACGUAAAUGUCCUUCAGCAGGUGUGUUAUGUGACCAAUUAAUGCCAUUUUGUCGCUUGGUGUCUGCCUGUUUUUCUAGCACUGUGUGAGUGGCUUCUUCUCAAGGUGACCACAUUCUGCCCUCACACUUUAUAUGCACAUUGGUUUGAGAAUUGUUCUCUUUCCUUUGGGAGCCACUCAACCUGCACUUCUCUGAGGCUCUUUCUGCACAUGAAGAAUAAUGCAUUCCCAAUGCACUUUGCAGCUGCAUUUUACUGUGCGGAACAGCAAAAGCCACUUGCAAACAAUUGUGAAAGUGGAUUGAAAGUGCAUUAUUCUGCAGGUGCGGAAGGGGCCUGUAGAAGGCUAGGGGUUUGUAACACAAAUCACAGCAUUUCCCAAAUUACAAGCCGUGAUGUUUACAUUUGUAUAAAUUGUGACACUCUUCCAUAGUCUGUGUCUCAGGCUGGUUCCGCAGGGGCCAAAAACAGCGGGGUGAAAAUGGUGUGAAAACGGUGUAAAGUAAAGUAAAGUUUCCCCUUCAGUCGUGUCUGACCCUGGGGUACCACUGCGAGCAGUGAUUUCAUAGGCAAGCCGUUU